Melampsora larici-populina 98AG31 is the source of this 606-nucleotide messenger RNA. RefSeq lists its product as uncharacterized. Lineage: Eukaryota; Fungi; Basidiomycota; Pucciniomycetes; Pucciniales; Melampsoraceae. The record is from RefSeq and is a predicted model, not a curated record. The coding region runs from base 1 to 606 and encodes 201 amino acids. The transcript has 5 exons.
AUGCCUGAAUUGUCAAAAGUGAUGGGCUUAGACCCAAAACUCAAUCAUGCCGCGGCGUUCACUUGUGGGCGAAUCAAGCAACAUCCCCGGUUACCUUGCUAUGCAGGCGACAAACUUGGCGUGGAUAGAGCAUUCGAGUGUAACUUUGUGCAACCACCAAAGGGUGGAGGUGAACAAUUUUGUCAAGUUAUUGAGCGGCAACAUGCCUUUACAGGUCUUAGAGAUCUGAAAGCCAAGUUGGAUGAAGACAUAGCCGAUCUGUCCAACAAGAUGGAUGAAGAGCUCAACGUGUUGAGCGACCGAAUUGAUACCAAAGUGAUGACUGUAUACAACAAAGUCAAUCAAGUCAAUGAGACAGUCAACCACUUGACUUCUCAUCAGCCCGGUACAGGCGCUCAGGGCAAUGUGGCGCCUGCGACCACAUUACCAACGCCCCCCUGGAUGUAUUCUCCUGAGCUGAAAGCUGUGGUGGAUGCCGCCGCAAACAAAUCUGUGGCACUGCGGGGCAUCACGGCUUAUACCAAUCUCAAAACACCAAACGGAGACCUGAUCAUGAAUUCCCUUUUUAAUACUGUCAAGGUCUGUCCACUCGGCACAAUCCAUUAA